Dipodomys ordii (Ord's kangaroo rat) is the source of this 294-nucleotide messenger RNA. Its product is annotated as dedicator of cytokinesis protein 9-like. The transcript is spliced from 2 exons. The annotation marks the transcript as partial. Lineage: Eukaryota; Metazoa; Chordata; Mammalia; Rodentia; Heteromyidae. The record is from RefSeq and is a predicted model, not a curated record. Gene Ontology annotation, biological process: positive regulation of GTPase activity; small GTPase-mediated signal transduction. Gene Ontology annotation, molecular function: guanyl-nucleotide exchange factor activity.
AGCCAUACACUGUUUCCCUUAUGUGAAGAAACGGAUCCCAGUCAUGUAUCAGCAUCAUACUGACCUGAACCCCAUCGAAGUGGCCAUCGAUGAGAUGAGUAAGAAGGUGGCCGAGCUACGGCAGCUGUGCUCCUCGGCAGAAGUAGACAUGAUCAAACUCCAGCUCAAACUCCAAGGCAGUGUGAGUGUUCAGGUCAAUGCUGGUCCACUAGCAUAUGCUCGAGCCUUCUUAGAUGAUACAAACACGAAAAGAUAUCCUGACAAUAAAGUGAAGUUGCUAAAGGAAGUUUUCAG